AUAAUUUUAUUAAACCAUGUACAAACAGUCCUAUUUUCAGCUCCACCGGAUCACCUCCAGCCAUGAAAAACCUCCAUUACUCUCUACUCUCACUCUUCCUCUUCCUUUUCCUCCUUUUCUCAAUCCAAAUCCAAACCCAAACCCAAGAACAACAACAGCAAGACACACCCAUCACUCGCUUCCAACGCUACCUUCAAAUCAACACAGCCCACCCAAACCCAGACUACUCCUCCGCCAUUUCCUUCCUCAAAACCCAAGCUGAAGCUCCCGACCUCAACCUCCAAGUCCAAACUCUUGACUUCAGUCCAAACAAGGACAAACCCAUCCUCCUCCUCACAUGGCUUGGCUCCAACCCUUCUCUCCCUUCUCUCCUCUUCAACUCCCACCUCGACUCCGUCCCCGCCGAGCCUUCCAAAUGGUCCCACCCUCCUUUCUCCGCCGUCCGAUCUUCUGACGGUCACAUCUACGCCCGUGGGGCCCAAGACGACAAGUGCAUCGCUAUCCAAUACCUCGAGGCCAUUCGUAACCUCAAAGCCAAACACUUCUCUCCAAUCCGCACCAUACACGUGUCCUAUGUUCCUGAGGAGGAGAUUGGUGGGGCUGAUGGAGCUGCCAAGUUCGUUGAGUCCAAGGAGUUCGAGGAUUUGAAUGUUGGGUUUGUUUUGGACGAGGGGCAGGCUUCUCCUGGUGAUGAGUUUAGGGUUUUCUACGCGGAUAGGACGCCGUGGAAUGUGAUAAUUAAGUCUAAAGGGGCUCCUGGGCAUGGUUCCAGAUUGUACGAUAAUAGUGCGAUGGAGAAUUUGGUGAAGAGUAUUGAGGUUGUGUCGAGGUUUAGAGAGAGUCAGUUCGAUGUGGUUAAGGCUGGAAAAGCCGCCUUUUCGGAAGUUAUUUCUGUUAAUCCUGUUUAUGUCAAAGCUGGAAUUCCUUCCCCAACUGGAUUUGUGAUGAACAUGCAACCUUCGGAGGCCGAAGCCGGGUUCAAUGUUCGAUUGCCUCCUACAGCGGACCCGGACUUUUUGAGGAGAAGAAUUGCUGAAGAAUGGGCACCAGAAACUCGAAACAUGACUUACCAGAUCAAAGAGAAUGGACCCAUAAGAGACCGCAAGGGCCACCCUUUACUGACACCAACCAAUAAUUCCAAUCCAUGGUGGUCUGUUUUCCAGCAAGCUAUCACAGCAGUUGGUGGGAAACUUGCAAAGCCUGAAAUAUUGGCUUCAACUACUGAUGCACGAUUCAUGAGACAGUUGGGGAUUCCUACCUUAGGUUUCUCUCCAAUGGCAAAUACUCCCAUCUUACUGCAUGAACAUGAUGAGUUCCUGAAAGACACGGUAUAUUUGAAAGGAAUAGAGGUAUAUGAAUCCAUAAUCAGUUCUUUGAGUUCCUUUGAGGACAAUGAUCAUGUAGAUUAACUCAACAUGUUGGCAAUGUUAUACUGGUAUGAUUGGUGAUGUUGCAUUUGGCUGCAAUGGCGUUGGAACCAUGAAUUUUUGUUUAGGGGACCAUGGUUAAUCUCAAUAAUAUUAUGCAUAAUAUCAUGUUUCAAUA
Molecule: messenger RNA, 1545 nt
Organism: Quercus lobata
Lineage: Eukaryota; Viridiplantae; Streptophyta; Magnoliopsida; Fagales; Fagaceae
Product: Peptidase M20/M25/M40 family protein
Exons: 4
Coding region: 63-1409 (448 amino acids)
Biological process (GO): amino acid metabolic process
Cellular component (GO): cytoplasm
Molecular function (GO): aminoacylase activity
Source: RefSeq, a predicted model, not a curated record